GAUUAAGAUACUUAACCAAAGAGAAAAUAACGCUCGUGUGCGCGUGUGUACGUUUAGAUCUCAAACACGCUCUCUUCUCCGCUACGAAAGUUAGAGAGAAAACAAAACUAACGAAAUCGUUGAACCACCGCCACCACCACCACUAACCACCGCGCUUUGAAUGAAAACCUCGACGACGUCGUCACAUAUCUCUCCCCAAUCCUCAAUCAAGGAUUAGGGUGUGGUGAUUGCAGUUUAGUUACAGUGGGUAGCAACAACGGAGUGGAUCGGAAAAUGGACAAGAACAAGAGCCGUACCGAUCUACUCGCAGCUGGUAAAAAGAAGCUCGAACAAUAUCGCCAGAAGAGGGUGAAUAAAGGUGGUAGUAGCCGCGGAAAAUCAUCAAAAAAGUCUACUAAAAAUGAGCUACCUGAGUCUGAUGCCGAUACUGCCAGUGUUACCUCUACCGGAUCAUCUCAAGUUACUGAUGGAAAUGUUGAAACCAACAGUGACCCCAAUGUGGUUAUCACUGAAUCACUAGAGUCACAGUCUUUGGCAAGCUCAGCAACUGCUGACAAUGUUGAUCCAUCUGUUGAUUCUUCUCCAGUGGCCAUGACAUAUGAUACAGGUGAAGUAACUGAUUUGGAUUCUAAUGCUAAAUCGGCACUUCAGGGUCGUGGGGUCCAUGAGAAGGAUUCUGAUUUGUCUGCCAAAGAUCAAGGGGGGAGUUCUCAGAAUCUUGGUGAUAAUGUGGCAAAAGAUGAAUCUUUGACAAGCUCGUCACCUCCUGACGUUGAUCCAUCUUUUGAUUCAUCGUCAGUGGCCAUGACAUAUGAUACAGUCGACAGAACUGAAUUGGAUUCUAAUGCACUUGAGGGUCCCAGAGUCCAUGAGAACGAAUCUGAAUCGUCAUCCCAAGAUCAAGGGGGAUCUAAGAAUGUUGGCUCUGAUGUAGCAAAAGACGUGUCUUCAAAAACUUCAAAUAGUGAAGGAGGAACAGCACACAAUCAUGCCCAUGAACCUGUUGCCCUUUUGUCACCACACGCUUCUAUUACAACUGCAGUGGAUGAGUCUGUCACAGCUGAAAAAGAGAGUGAAAAAAGGGAAGACACAUUGCCUUUAUCGGAGAAUAUUCCCAAUACAUUUGUGGCGCAAACGAGAGAAGAUCAGGUAACAGAUUUAGGGGCAAUGCAGGAAGCUGAUGGUUUGGAUAUGACGAAAUCUUAUCAAAGCACUGAUGCAAUUAUAGAUAAUCAAAAGGAGAUUCGUUUGUUUGAAGCUGGUGAGAGUGAUCAGUCUCUUUCAAGAAUUGCUUUGGAGAAUACUAUAAUCGAGGAGGCAUCUCAUGAAGCAGAACAGCUAGACAGGCCAGUUGAAUUAUUCUCCUCCCUUGAGGACAUUAUGCCAGAUCAGCUUUUGGGUUUUGAUAAAGGCCAGCAAGAUAAUAUCGUAUCUGUGGGGACUUCAAUGGAAAAUUUGGAGAGAGAUGCAUUACCGGGUUCAUCUCGCGAAGAAAUGAUUCUUCAGUCUAAUCAAGAACAGAUAAGCACGGGAGUCCGUAGUGGACAGGACAUGGCGCUUCAGGAGGGGUUUAACCAGCAAUUCACUCUUGUUGGAUCUGCAGUUGACGAUCCCACUCACGAGUUGUCCGUAGUUGCUUCAACCAGAUCGUUUGACGUAUCUCCUAUGUCUAAUGCAAGCUCAGUUAAUCUCUUGCAGCUAGCUGAAUUUAUAAAAGGGAUUAAUGAAGAAGAGUACCAGUUUCUGCUCAAGGAAAGAGGAGCAGUUUCUGAUGCAGAUCCUGUAACCAGUAGUCCAGUUCUACCAGAUCAUGACUUUUCAGAAGCAUUUCAGAGACUGAAAGAAGAAUUGUUUCUUGCUAGUACGAUGCAAAACAUAUUCAAUAUGCAGCUAGCUGAACAACUGGAGCUCCAAUCGGAAUCUGAUUAUCACCGUCACCAUUUGAUUAGUGAACUAUCACAACUCCGUGAUUCGCGCAAUGAAGUUAAUGAGAACAAUCAACGCCUUAGCGAAGAACUUGCUAACUGUCGUGUAGAACUACAGAUUAAUUCACGCAAGAGUGUAGAGCUACAAAACCAAUUUGAUACUGCCAUGGCAGGGGUUGAAGCUCUUUCUGCCAGAGUAGUUGAGCUACAGAUUAGUUUUGACAUGUCUCAGAAAGAUUCAUCGGAUCUCUCCACAGAGUUGGCUGACUGCAGAAGUUUGAUCUCAAGUUUACAGGAUGAAAAGAAGGGCAUGAGCGAAACUCUUAAUUUAGUGAUUGCGGAGAAAAAUAAACUUGCGGAGGAGAAGGAGUUUUACCUCUAUGAAAGUAAGAAUCUGGCAACUGAAUUAUCUGGCUUAAAGAGUUCAAUGGAAGGAGUAGAAGUCGAAAAUUCCAAUUUAAUUGACAGGAUCUCUUUGGUGACCGAAGAGAGCAAUAAGUUCAAAGCAGAAAUUGAGCAUCUCUUGCAUGAGAUUGAUAGGCUAUCGUUAGAUUUGGUUGAGAAUAAAGAUUUGGUGGCAAGUCUACAGGCAGAAAAUUCCAACUUAAAUGGUGACCUUGCAUUGUCAGUUGAUAAGAUUAAAAGUCUGGAAGACGAGAGUCAAUCUGCUGUUCUUGAGAAUCAAAGGCUCUCUUCUCAGAUUGUUUCCCUACAAGAACAAUCAUCUAUAGAAAAGGGAGACCGAACGAGGUUUGAAGAUGACCUUAAAGAAGCCACAAUGCACUUAGAACAACUUUCCAAGGAAAAUGCAUCUCUCAAUAGCACUUUGGAUGAGCACAAGGCUAAAAUAGAAGAAAUUGAAAAGAAACACAGUGAACAACUAUCUCAACUUGAGAACUUUGGUAAUCAAGCACAUGUUGGAUGGGACCAAAGUAAGGGCCUUGGAAUUGCAGUUACUGAAGAUUCUCAUCAGAUGGAUCAUCAGAGGCUAGAUGAAGGUGCAGCAGGGGGACCAUUUGAAAAUAUAUCCGAACAAGAAAUUUUCAAUGAUUCUCUUGAGUUUGUUUCGUUAAAGACUGGUUUGAAUGAGGUGGAAAAUGUCUUGGUGAAGCUUGAAAAGGCAAUUGAUCAGUUGCGUUCUCAAUCAGUAAUCUCUGGUGGGACUGGUGAGAAAGUUUCUUUACCCGCUGUGUCAAAAUUGAUACAGGCUUUUGAAUCAAAAGUAAAGGAAGAUGAGCGUCAGGUAGAGAUAAGUGAGUCACAAUCAAACUCAUUUAUUAUGUCAACCGAAGAGCAAGUAAGAAACUUGAGAAAAUUGCUUUCAAAGUGGAAGCUGGAUGUUCAUAGUGCAGCUGCAUUGUUCAAGGGGGAACGAGAUGGCAGGAAAAUUGGGGAUGCAAAGUACAGUGAUCUCGAGGACCAGUUUGAAGGAUUGAAGCAGCAUUGUUCAGAUUUGGAAGCAUCUAACAUCGAACUUGCAGUUCAAUAUGAAUCAGUUAAGCAACUUCUGGGUGACAUUCAGGAAAAGAAAUGUCAUCUUGAGGAAAUCUGUGAAGCUCUAAAGCAAAAAGAUAUCCAUCACAAAGCCAAAAAUAAUGAACUCUAUGAAAAUCUUGGAUAUUGUCAUUCAAAAAUUAUUGAAUUGCAUGCUGAACUGAAUGAUGUGAAACAAAGAUCGAAAGAGAUGGCUUCUGUUGUUGGCAGUCAACUAGAAAACUUGCAGAAGGAAGCGACAGAGAGGGCAAUGCUACUCGAGCAAGGCUGGAACACUGCAAUUUCUGAUAUUGUUGAGUUAGUUGCAAAGCUGAAUGAAUCAGUUGGGGAAACUUCGUCUACAUCGGCCUCUUCUGACACCCGGGUUGGCUUUGAUAUCAGUCAUUUGUUAGAAGCUUCUGUUAGUGCUGCCAGUGAAAUGAUUUUUGAUCUGCAGAAGAAACUUGAAGCUACUAAUGCGGAUCAUGAAAUAAUCUCCACGUCAUAUAAAGAAAUGACGUCAAAAUGCGAUCAUCUGCUAGGGAGGAAUGAAAUGGCUAUCAAUGUAUUGCAGAAGAUGUACAGCGACCUGAGGAAACUUAUAUAUAGUAGUGGUUGGUCUUUGGAUGAUGAUAAGAAGAUAGAUGAGCAAAGUGAGGCACUGCCUGAUCUACUGAAUUAUAAUAGUUAUGAUACCAUCAUGAAGCAUUUGGGGGAUGUAUUGAUUGAAAAGCUGGAACUGGAGUCUGUUACCAAGAAUAUGAAGUCAGAAUUGGUGCACAGGGAAACAGAAUUGGAAGAAUUGAAGAUGAAGUGUCUUGGUUUUGAUUCUGUUGGGAAGCUAAUCAACGAUGUUGAAGGUGUGCUGAAUGUGGGAACUCUGAAUAUCGAAAUAAACACUUCACCCCUGUUGUACUUAGGUUCAUUAGUCUCUAGUCUUGUACAGAAAACCAAAGAGGCUGAAAUCCAGAAUCACACCACUAAAGAAGAAUAUGGAUCAAAGGAGUUGGAAUUGGAUGAACUGAAGGAAAAGAUGCAAUAUCUAGACAUGCUGCGUCUUGAGAAUGAAAAUGAAAUCUUCGUUCUAAGGGAAAGCUUACAUCAAGCCGAGGAAGCUCUUUCUGCUGCACGUUCUGAAUUGCGUGAGAAAGCAAAUGAACUCGACCAUUCAGAACAACGAGUGUCCUCCAUCCGGGAGAAGCUUGGCAUAGCUGUUGCCAAGGGAAAAGGGUUGAUUGUACAGCGAGAUGGCCUCAAGCAGUCCCUAGCUGAGACAUCUGGUGAACUGGAGAGAUGCUUGCAAGAGUUGAAGUUGAAAGAUACAAGACUUCAUGAGCUUGAAACAAAACUUAAGACCUAUUCAGAGGCUGGUGAACGUGUGGAAGCUCUGGAAUCUGAACUUUCAUAUAUUCGUAAUUCGGCUAAUGCCUUGAGAGAAUCAUUUCUCCUCAAAGAUUCAAUGCUUCAGAGGAUAGAAGAGGUUUUGGAAGAUCUGGAUCUGCCUGAGCAGUUUCAUUCGAGUGAUAUAAUUGAAAAGAUUGAUUGGUUGGUUAGGUCAGUUGUUGGAAACUCAUUGCCCGUGAAUGAUUGGGAGCAGAAGGAUUCUGCAGUAGAACGUUCAUACUCUGAUUCUGGUAAUGCUGUCACAGAUUCCUGGAAAGAUGAUAAUCAGCUACAACCAGAUUCAGGGGAUGAUGCAGGAGGACGUUCACACUCUGAUGCUGGUUUUGUUGUCACAGAUUCCUUGAAUGAUGAUAGUCAGCAACAGCCAGAUUCAGGGAGUGAUUUUCAAAAGAACUUUGAGGAGUUGCAGAGUAAAUAUUAUGGGUUGGCUGAGCAAAACGAAAUGCUGGAGCAGUCAUUGAUGGAAAGAAACAGCAUAGUUCAGAGAUGGGAAGAGCUUGUAAACAAGAUUGAUAUGCCUUCACAUUUGCGGUCUGUGGAGAUGGAUGAUAGGAUUGAAUGGGUAGGAAGAGCACUUGCCGAGGCUAAUCAUCAUGUAGAUUCUCUCCAGAUGAAGAUUGAAAGAUAUGAAAGUUAUUGUGGAUUGCUAAAUGCUGAUCUGGAAGAGUCUCAAAGGACAGUGUCCGCUCUUCAAGAAGACCUUAGAGCUCAGACAUCUGAGAGAGAGCACCUUUCUGAAGAAUUAGAGGCUCUGAGACACGAAUGUGAGAAACUAUCAGUGCAGAGAAGGGAAGCUGAACUUGAGAAUGAAAAUCUGCACAAUGAAAUAAUUAGUUUGAAGGACCAAUUGGAGCAGAAAGCUGAAAUUGAAGAGCAAAUUUUCACCAUCGAUGACAAGAUAAAAAAAUUACGAGACUUAGUUGGGGAUGCUUUGUCAGGAUCUGAAACAGAAUAUCAGAUUUCUGAUGGUGCAAAUAUUGAUUCUUUUGAAGAAUUGCUGAGAAAGCUUAUAGAAAAUCAUGCUAGUCUUUCAUCGAUAAAAGCCACGAGUGGUGUUGUACUUGAAGGACAUCAUUCGCAAGAAGAUGAUGCUACUCUUCGUAAGGAAAGAAGUAUUGAUAUACAUGCUAAGGAGCAAGCGGAAGCGGAUAUUGAUAGAUACAAGAAAGAUCUGGAGGCGGCUUUGAGCGAAUUAGAGCAUUUGAAGGAGGAGGGAGAGAGAACUUUGGAAAAGCAAAUAUCUCUAUCCGGUGAAGUUGGAGCUCUGAGUAAAAGAACUGAGGAGUUGCAAGAGCUUCUUAAUCAAGAGGAGCAGAAGUCAGCUUCUGCUAGAGAGAAAUUAAAUGUUGCAGUCAGGAAAGGGAAGUCACUGGUGCAACAAAGAGACAGUCUAAAACAAACCAUCGGUGAGAUGAGUGCUGAGAUGGAGCACUUGAAAUCUGAGAUCAUCAACCGGGAACACACUAUUGCCGAGCAUGAACAGAAGUUGAGGCAGUUGUCAACCUACCCAGAUAGGUUACAAGCUCUUGAAUCUGAGAGUUCUCUUCUGAAGCAUCGUUUGGAAGAAACUGAACUCCAUUUGCAGGAGAAAGAAUAUUCCUUGAAACUGGUUUUGAACAAGUUAGGUGAGAUUGAUGUUGGUGGUCAAGGUCAUAUAAGUGAUCCAGUGAAGAAGGUGGAAUGUGUCGGAAAGCUGUUCUCUGAACUGCAUAAUUCUGUUGCUUCUUUAGAACAAGAAUCCAGGAAAUCUAAAAGAGCAUCAGAGCUCCUGUUGGCAGAAUUGAAUGAGGUUCAAGAAAGGAAUGAUAGUUUUCAGGAGGAGCUUGCUAAGGCGGUCGAUGAACUUGUGGAUCUCAAAAGAGAAAGGGAUUCAGCGGAGGGCGCCAAACUGGAAGCUCUUUCACAUCUUGAAAAGUUAUCUACAUUGCACAAGGAAGAAAAAAUGAGCCAUUUUUAUGAGCUGGUGGAAUUAAAAUCUAGCAUGAACCAAGUCUGGAGACACUUCGGUGAGGUUCAGAAUUUACUGGCUAAGGCUUUUUUCACAGAUUUGGAAUCUUUUCGGAAUCUGGAAGCUGGUCUUCAGUCGUGUAUGAAAGGAAACAAUGCUCCAAAUGUGGUGGAUUCAUCUUUCAGCAAAGAACAUGAUGAUAUUUUACGCAAGUCAUCUGAUAAUAAGAAGAGCUCUGUGUAUGAAGAUUCUUGGUCAGAAUUUGGCACAAUAGACCACUACAAUGAUAACACCAUUGUUGAAGGUUUUCAUCUAUUUGGGAAUAAGCUGCAAGAGUUUUUGGUGGAGGUCAGCUCUCUUAAGGAAAGAAUACAGGUGCACUCAAGUUUGGCACGGGAGCAAGACAAUACUCUGUCGAAACUAAUGACAAACAUUCAGAUGGAAAUUACUUCCCAAAGAGAAUCGUGUGAGAACAUGAAGAAAGAAGUUAGUAAACGAGAUCUGCAACUUGUUGCAUUGCGUGAGAACAUUGCCCACCUUUAUGAAUCAUGCAUGAAUUCUGUCACUGCACUUGAGAACGGAAAAGCUGAACUGGUUGGAGAAAAGGUUGAACUUUCAGAUUUAGGGAUUAACUUGGAAUCACCGUCAUUUGAUGAUGAAAAAUCUGAGGAAUGUAUUAAAAUCAUGGCAGAUAGAUUGCUGUUGGCUGCAAAUGGGUUUGCUAGCAUAAAAACUGAAUUUUUAGAUGCUAAUCAAAAGGAAAUGAAGGCUACUGUAACAAAUUUACAGAGGGAGCUUCAGGAGAAGGAUGUUCAAAGAGACAGAAUUUGUGCAGACCUGGUAAAGCAGAUUAAGGACGCUGAAGCUGCUGCAAACAGCUACUCUCAAGAUCUUGAAUCUCUUAAGAUGAGGGAACAUAAUUUAAAAAAACAGGUAGAUGUUAUUGAGGACGAGAAGAAGAUACUUGAGCAGAGAAUCAAGGAGCUGCAGGAUAGGCAAGGGGCUGCAGCUGAAUUAGAGGAUAAAGUGAGAUCGCAGACUAGUUUGCUGGCUGCCAAAGACCAAGAAAUUGAAGCGCUAAUGCAUGCACUUGAUGAGGAAGAGAUGCAAAUGGAAGAACUGACCAAGAAAUAUGCAGCACUUGAAAAGGCUGUUCAACAAAAGAAUCAAGAGAUUGAGAGCCUUGAAUCUUCUCGUGGUAAGGUUAUGAAAAAGCUUUCCGUAACUGUAAGCAAGUUUGAUGAGCUUCACCAACUAUCUGCAAGUCUCCUUUCUGAGGUUGAAAAGCUUCAGUCCCAAUUGCAAGAAAAAGAUGCUGAAAUUUCUUUCUUAAGGCAAGAGGUUACUAGAUGCACCAAUGAUGAUCUUCGUGCAUCACAACUGAGCAACCAGAGAAGUCUGGAUGAGAUUGUUGAGUUCUUUACAUGGGUUGACACAAUUGUAUCUCGAGAUGGGGUGGAUGAUAUACCUUCUGAUGUGAAGAGUGAUACUCAGGUUCAUGAGUACAAAGAACUACUUCACAAGAAGUUGAUGUCUUUAAUAUCAGAAUUAGAGAAUCUAAGGGGAGUUGCAGAAAGCAAGGAUGAAAUGUUGCAAGCAGAAAGGAGUAAGGUAGCAGAGUUGAACCACAAAGCAGAAACUCUUGAGAAGUCCUUGCAUGAGAAAGAAUCACAAUUGAAUUUGCUUGAUGGUGUGGAAGAAACUGGAAAGGGAAUUGACACAAGCUCAGAAAUUGUGGAGGUAGAACCAGUGAUAAAUGAGUGGACAACAACAGGGACUUUUGUUACACCACAAGUUCGCAGUUUGCGCAAGGGCAAUAGCGAUUAUGUUGCCAUUGCUGUUGAUGAAGACCCUGGUAGUACCAGUAGGAUAGAAGAUGAAGACGACGACAAGGUUCAUGGUUUCAAAUCACUCACAUCGUCCAAAAUUGUCCCAAGAUUUACCAGACCAGUGACUGACUUGAUUGAUGGCUUGUGGGUUUCCUGUGAUCGAACGUUAAUGAGACAACCGGUCUUGCGGCUUGGAAUUAUAAUUUAUUGGACCAUAAUGCACGCGCUCCUUGCCUUCUUUGUUGUUUGAGGGUUCUGGUUUAUCUGGUGCUCUGAGUUGGCUUUGUAUAAUUAGUCAGUCUAAAGUCCAAAACCAGGAGGUUCCAUAUAUAUUGGGGAUAUUCCUCUGAUAGUUUGAAAAAGGAUUCAGUUUAGCUGUACAGUAUCUUCCUUCAACUUGCUUCUUCCUGUUACGGUGCAAUGAUAUUUACUUAUAAACCAUAAAAAAAUAAAGACGCAGCUGCAACUGCUAGAAAGAGUGCCAGACUGCAAUGAAGAGAAGAUGAGAAAGCAGAUUGCUCAAUAUUUGAAGAGCAAUGGAUGAAGAGCCUGCUACAUAAAAACACUGGGUGGCGUUUUUUACAAAGAACGUCAUGCAUUUUACCUUGAACAAGAUCAAUUCGAUACUGACUGUUUUUCUUAAAAGGGAUACUGGGAUAGCAAAAGUUUUGGGUCAUGUAAACUGGAAAAUGACCAGUUAGGUAUAGGGAAAACAUAAUUCUUUUGUAAGUUUUUUCCCUGCUUAGCCAUAAGAAAUUUCAACUGCCAUUCUUUUUUCAUAUUACUAUUAUAUCAAUCAUAGCAUUAUUAUGAAUUUUUAAGGCAUUAAAAUUGAAAUAUAUUCCCAUGUAAUCCCCAUAAUAUAUUUUGAUUUUGACCUUCAGAGUAAAUAAAUCAGCAUUUGAUUUCUCCUCA
This is a messenger RNA of Trifolium pratense (red clover), 9494 nucleotides long. RefSeq names its product centromere-associated protein E-like. Bases 274 to 8829 code for a protein of 2851 amino acids. The transcript has 9 exons. The record is from RefSeq and is a predicted model, not a curated record. Lineage: Eukaryota; Viridiplantae; Streptophyta; Magnoliopsida; Fabales; Fabaceae.